AUUAUUCGAGUGGUCGUCUAAGAAGUGCCCGGAAACAGGGAUGAAAGAGAUGUGGCAAAAGAGUCUGUGGGUAUCUGGGCGCCCAUACAAAGCGUACUUGUACCCUGUUUUCGGGUGCUUUUUGCCUCUAACGAGUACCGUUAUCCAUCCCUUCUCUCCCUGCUGCUGGAUGUCAUCAUACAGCACAUACCUACAGUGUAAGCAGGGGAAGUCAAUCCAAUCCACGCAGGGAUUCUCCAAAAGAUUACCCUUUCUUUCUUACCCUCUUUUUUCAUUUCUUUUUCCGCCCUCGGAAAUCCGUUCCUGAAAGAAAAAAAGAAAGUUUUCCCCCUUUCCAUUUUUUUUCUUUUGCUC
Tuber aestivum (summer truffle) is the source of this 354-nucleotide messenger RNA. The record is from the annotation of a GenBank genome assembly. Lineage: Eukaryota; Fungi; Ascomycota; Pezizomycetes; Pezizales; Tuberaceae.